AUGGCCGAACUCACCCACUUGAACGAAGCCUCGGUCGUGCACAACCUGCACAUGCGAUACCAAGCCGAUCUUAUUUAUACCUACUCUGGACUUUUCUUGGUCACAGUCAACCCAUACUGUCCUCUCCCCAUCUACGGCCGGGACUAUGUCAACAUGUACAAAGGCAGAAGUCGCGAAGACACAAAACCACAUAUCUUUGCUAUGGCCGACGAAGCCUUCCGGAAUCUCGUUGACGAGGGCACCAACCAGAGUAUCCUUGUCACGGGUGAAUCUGGUGCAGGAAAAACAGAAAACACAAAGAAAGUAAUCCAAUAUCUCGCUGCGGUGGCUACAUCAGACACUCCUCGCGCUAAGAACACCACGAGACAACCAUCCAACUUGUCCGAGCAAAUCCUGAGAGCCAAUCCUAUUCUCGAAGCCUUUGGUAACGCUCAGACUGUUCGAAACAACAACUCGUCACGUUUUGGCAAGUUUAUUCGUAUCGCCUUCACCCGAGCUGGCCAGAUCGCGGGCGCAUUCAUCGACUGGUAUCUGCUCGAGAAGAGUAGGGUAGUGCGUCUGAAUUCUCAAGAACGCAGCUACCACAUUUUCUACCAGCUCCUUGCUGGUGUUGAUGACGCGGCUCGUGGUGAGUUUUUGCUAGAAGGCAUGGAACUUGAAGACUUCGAGUACACCAGGCAAGGUAACGAUGUCAUCUCUGGUGUCUCAGAUAAGGACGAAUGGAAUUAUCUGUUGGAAGCCUUCCAUAUCAUGGGUUUCGACGACAAAGAUCAGAAGUCGAUUCUGCAAACUGUGGCUGCCAUUCUCCACCUUGGUAACAUCACCGUUGCAAAGGAAAGCAUGCGUGCAGACCAGGCGUCCUUAGCGGCCAAUGCCAUGGAGAGUGUCGAGAAGUUCUGCCGACUGGUCGGUAUUCCUGUUGAACCCUUUGUCGAAGGUUUACUACAUCCUCGUGUCAAGGCUGGCAGAGAAUGGGUCAAGAAAGUCCAAACACCAGAACAGGUUCGCCUAGCGAUCGAUGCGCUGGCCAAGGGUAUCUACGAACGUGGAUUUGGCAACCUUGUAGACCGCAUCAACAAACAACUGGACCGAUCUGGAUCUGGUAUGGACGACACAUACUUCAUCGGUGUUUUGGAUAUCGCCGGUUUCGAAAUCUUUGAAGAAAACAGCUUCGAGCAGUUGUGCAUCAACUACACCAACGAAAAGUUGCAGCAGUUCUUCAACCACCACAUGUUCGUCUUGGAACAGGAAGAGUACGCUCGAGAGCAGAUCGAGUGGAAGUUCAUCGAUUUUGGCAAGGACUUGCAACCCACCAUCGAGCUCAUCGAAGUGACCAAUCCUAUUGGUAUCUUCUCUUGCUUAGACGAAGACUCCGUUAUGCCGAAGGCCACCGACAAGUCGUUUACCGAGAAGCUGAACUUUCUUUGGGAUCGCAAAUCGUCGAAGUAUCGCAGAUCGCUUCUCAAGCAGGGUUUCACGUUGACACAUUACGCUGCUGAUGUAGAGUAUUCUACUGAAGGCUGGCUAGAGAAGAACAAAGAUCCUAUGAACGAUAACGUGACUCGACUUCUCGCUGCCUCUACGAACAAGCAUGUCUCUCAUCUGUUCGCUGAUUGUCAGGACAACGAUGAGGACACAGGUGCAACCAGAAAUCGAGUCAAAAGGGGCUCUUCAGAACAGUUGCGCAGAGGCACAAGGAGAACUUGUCAACGCUGA
Aureobasidium musti is the source of this 1716-nucleotide messenger RNA. The record is from the annotation of a GenBank genome assembly. Lineage: Eukaryota; Fungi; Ascomycota; Dothideomycetes; Dothideales; Saccotheciaceae.